This is a messenger RNA of Anopheles coluzzii, 11825 nucleotides long. Its product is annotated as CUGBP Elav-like family member 2. NCBI's taxonomy places the organism in Eukaryota, Metazoa, Arthropoda, Insecta, Diptera, Culicidae. Gene Ontology annotation, molecular function: mRNA 3'-UTR binding. The transcript is spliced from 12 exons. Gene Ontology annotation, biological process: mRNA splice site recognition; regulation of alternative mRNA splicing, via spliceosome. Bases 2070 to 4229 code for a protein of 719 amino acids. Gene Ontology annotation, cellular component: ribonucleoprotein complex; nucleus; cytoplasm. The record is from RefSeq and is a predicted model, not a curated record.
GAACGACGAACCCGAACAGCGACGGAGACGAUCGUCUCAUCAGUUCUCACGUUGGCGCUUUCCACUCAGGGUGUGCGCGCGCGCACAUAUACUCUCGCUUGCUGUUCCUGUGUUCUAUGUGUUCAAAGGGUCGCGAAUACUUCCGUACAUUCUUUCGCCGAUCACGCUUCAUGCCAACGUAAGAUCGAUUGUUCCCAUCGUAGGCGUAGGCUGAGUGUUUGUUCGAGUAGCGAAGAGAUCUUUCACUUUCAUCGAGCUAGUUUGCAAACGAUUAAGAAGAGUUUCUGGUGAGCAAGGGUGGGCGAUGCACCCGGUUGGGAUUUCUACGGCAACGUGGUGGUCCACACGGUGCGGUUGGGAAGUGUGAACAGAAACCAGAUUAUUGUAAUUCACACCUGCAACCUGCCACAAGGCGCAUAUCAACCGGCUUCUUUACUGUCCGGCAUUAGUAGGGGAAAACCCCUGCAAUAUCAUUACCUCAACACCAGCAAAAAAAAACCCUACUAUCCGUGUGUGUUUGUGUAUCUGUGCUUGUGUGCGUACGUGUGUUUACUAAAUGCUGUCGCGUUUAGAGCAAAUUAAAAACGUCUCACUCACUGUGCACCCGCUGGUGUAGUAAAGAAAAAUGUUGUGUUUGCUACACUAAAUGUUUCAUUGCGCUACCCCCGCAUUGGCAUUGAUCUUGUUGUUAAUGUGUCUAUGUAUAUGUGUGUGUGUUUGUGUUUGUUUGUAUGUAUGUGUGUUUAACUGUAUGUGUGCUCAAUGUUUAUGCUCGCUCGCAACGUGUUGUAGUCCAAGUAGCCCUGUUCCCUUGGUAACGUUCGUUAACCUUGAUAAUAGAAGAUCGUUUAAAAAAUAACGAUCGUGUGAUUGUUUCAUCGAAACAGCUCUCGAUCUAUGUCACGAUAGUGUGUGUGUGUGUGUGUAAAUUGCGGUAUAAAUGUAGCUAUGCUUUCACCACUUUUCCUGUACCAAGCAAAAUACAUAUGUGGCUUAUGUGUUGCUCUGUAGUUUUGAAUCGAUUUAUGUUGUAAAAAACAAAACCUACUGUCCUGUCCCUGUCAGUAGUUGCGUCCAGUCCCGCCCAUAAACCCACACUGCUUGGACAUCAUUCGGGAAUUAACAUUUAUCUGAAAGUGCGCCUGAAUCAUUCAUCUCGUCCCAGCAGAUCGUAGCGUAGUAAGAGGUGCGGCCACCACACUCGACACUGCACCAGUGCGCGGCACAUACCGGCGGCCAGUAAAAACAGCAGCAGCAGCGGCAGCAGCAAACACGCUGCCAAUAAGGAUCAUGACAGUGCGGAAAAAUAAUCUCCUUCGUUCGCCGCCUGCCAGCCGCGCCUGCACGACCAGCACGCGGAAAAAAGCGGAAUAAGAAACCGUGGUCGAGCACGUUAUCUCCUGCUGUUGCCUUUUGCCGCAAGCAAGUGUCCCUGCGACAGAGCGACAGGGAGACGAAGUCGCUUCACUCAACAAGUGUUUCCCGGUUGGGCCGUUUUCGUAAAAAAAAGAGCGCGUUGAAGUGUUGUAUGCCGCAGAGCAGUGUGCGUUAUCAAGUGUAUUUGUGUUCAUGUGUGUGUGUGUAUUUGUGUCCUAGGCUGUGUGUGUAAGUGUGUUAGCCGCGAGGAGAAGUAAUUAAAAGAGCAAGAAGAAAUAAAGAAAAGAAAGUAAAAAGAAAGUAAAGCAAAGCGAUUGCGAUCUUAUCCUUUGACGAGAAAGCGUGGAAAUUCUGUUAGUUGUGAUUGUGUGUGUGAGUGUUUUGGGGUGAUCAAAGCCGUAUUCAGUGUUGUCACUAAGCCUCCCAGCGUUUUAGGGAAAUUUGCUAGUGUAUCAUUGUUUGUGUGUGUUCUGUGAUCUGUGUGUUUAUAUCACACAGUUGCGCGAUUGAUUCCUGGUUUUCGGUUUUCUCCGACCUCCCCCCCGUGUGUUCGUAAGUGUCGGCGGCAGGAAAGCGACUCCUGCGCGGCACUUUCCCACCUAUACCAAACCGGCAGCAUCGUGGUAUCUCCUCCACUCGCCCGGGAGGCUACGGUUGGCCCCGGUAUCGCACCGUUACCCGUUACCGCCACGAUGCUGAAUUCGCUCGAGGCGCUCGCGGGCAAGAUUUCGCCCGGCUCGGGCAAGAACUCGCCCUCGAACGGUACGGCCGGCGGCGGUGGCGGCAGCGAGAUGAUCGACAGCAACGGCAACAACAAGCUGCUCGCCGGCUACCAGCUCCGGACCAAGCUGCCCUACCAGAAGCCCGGCCUCAGCAACAACAACAACAACUGUAACGUGGUCAACAAUACGCCGGCCGCGGCCGGUAUCGUACCCGGCGGCGGUGGCCUACCGGUCGGGUUGCUCAGUCCGCAAGCGGUCGCCCUGCUGGGGGUCAGCAGUAUCGCCACCAGCAACACGAACGGCAACGGUGGCAAUGGCGGUACGGCCAACCUCGGUAACCUGAGCGCCACCACUGGAGCGGCGGCAGCGGCAGCAGCAGCCGCCAUCGCCGCAAACAGCCACCGUACGACGAACGGGACCAGCGACGCCAUGAUCGUGGACGACGUGCAGAUGAUGGGCGUAUCGUCGAAGGAAAAUGCCAUGCUGAACAUGAGCAACAGCAGCACCACCGCCGGCAGCAUCAAUGCGAACGUCGUCGUCACCAGCCUGAACCUCGGCAGCCCCGGAAGCAACAACAAUAACAAUCACACGCUGAACAACAACAAUCCGAAGGUGAUAAACAACAACACGGCGACGGCGAUGACGACGGGGUCGGCCGCCGGCUCGGACGGUACGGCGUCCCCGUGCCACCAGGACAUGCACCUUAACAUGCACCACCAGCCCGGUGACGAGGAGGUGGUCGGGGACCAGCCCGAUCCGGACUAUAUCAAGAUGUUCGUCGGCCAGGUGCCCCGGUCGAUGGACGAGCAGCAGCUGAAGGAGAUGUUCGAGGAGUUCGGGCGGGUCCACCAGAUCAACGUGCUGCGGGACAAAACAUCCGGCCAGAGCAAGGGGUGCUGUUUUGUGACGUUUUACACUCGCAAGGCUGCGCUCAAGGCGCAGGACGCGCUGCACAACAUCAAGACGCUCGUCGGGAUGCACCAUCCGAUCCAGAUGAAGCCGGCUGACAGCGAGAAUCGAAAUGAGCGCAAGCUGUUCGUCGGCAUGCUUAGCAAAAAGUACAACGAGAACGAUGUUCGACAGCUGUUCUCGGGCCACGGUACGAUCGAGGAGUGUACGGUGCUGCGCGACCCGUCCGGGCAGAGUAAAGGCUGUGCUUUCGUAACAUUCGCAACCAAACAGGCCGCGAUCGGUGCAAUUAAGCAACUACACCAGAGCAAGACGAUGGAGGGCUGCUCGGCACCGCUGGUGGUAAAGUUUGCCGACACGCAGAAGGAAAAGGAUGCCAAACGGAUGCAACAGAUGCAGACGAACCUGUGGGGCAUGACCGGUAUCAAUCAGCCGAUCACGCAAUCGGUAACGCCGCUGACCGCGUCCGCCCAUCCGAACCCACCGCAGCAGCAGACCCCGUUCCUGGCGGCCGAUGCGAUCUCCCCGCCGCUCUCGCUGCUGCAGCAGCUGCAGGCCGUCGCCCAGCAGCAGCAUCUUUUGCAAGGACUUAGUGCUCAGACUGAUACGACCUCCGCCGCCGCCGCAAGCCUUCUCGCGCCGAUCUCGUUGCAGAAUCUGGUGACGCUAGCCGGUAUCACGCAACCGUCGCUGCAAACGGCCGCCGCCGCCGCUGCCCAGACGCCGGCCACGGCCAUCAGCAAUGCAGCGACCUCCUUGUCCGGUCUGUUAGGGAAAACAGCAACGUCAGGGACAACCGGUGCUGAUACAGCCACGGGCCUGACUUCGUACGCCGCCUUACCGCAGUUUGGUGCAGCAGCAGCCACUGCAGCCGCAUUCACCCCGACGCCUUUAACCACGCCGACGCUAGCGCAAGCGGUGGCUGCCGCCGCCGGGAAGCAGAUUGAAGGACCGGAAGGUUGCAAUCUGUUCAUCUACCACCUGCCGCAGGAGUUCACCGACACCGAUCUCGCCUCGACCUUCCUGCCGUUCGGCAACGUCGUCUCGGCGAAGGUGUUCAUCGACAAGCAGACGAACCUGUCCAAGUGCUUCGGCUUCGUGUCGUUCGACAACGUGUCGUCGGCCCAGGCCGCGAUCCAGGCGAUGCACGGGUUCCAGAUCGGCACCAAGCGGCUGAAGGUGCAGCUCAAGCGCUCCAAGGACGCCUCCAAACCCUACUAGGAGUUGGGGCAGCUGGCGGCGACAGUGAACGCGCAGCUGCUGAGGUACUGCGCGGCUGCCGUCGCCACCGCUACCGCCACGAUCAUCGCAAGCGCAACAAUCAAUCGGCAUGGAGGGGGAGCAGCAGCUCCGGCGUCCAUCCGGACGCUGUCACCUGCCGGUGCCGGCACCAGCAGCAGCAGUAGUAGUAGCCGCUUUGUCACCACAAACAACCUCAAAUUUACUACCAGCACCACCACCACCACCACCACUAGCAACAACAGCAGCAACCGGCGGGAUCACUUGUCGUCCGGGGUCACAAGUAAGUCGUGAAAGUGUCACACGAUGGGUGCAUUCUUUGCCCGUUCGCUGCAGGAAAAAAUACGCCACCCACCACAGUCCUUCACCAGCCCAGUACGAGAGACAAAUCGGUGUGUGUAUGUGUGUGGGGACCGCCCCUGUAUCUGUACAGCAAACCGGGCUGUACGACGCGCCGGUACGGUUCUGUAAGCGGAAAACGGCGGGCAACGUUAACAAGUCAGAACAAGUUAGCAUAUUAGUUUCGCGCUGAGGAUCAUUCGCUCUAGCUUUGAUUAGGUUUAACGCUAUAAGUUUUACACACAUUAUCACACACACACACAGACACGCACGAUCAAGUACGAUCGAUCGUACAUUUUGCGGUAGCUAAAGCAAAGGUUAGUUUCACAAACAAGUCUGUGCGCGGUACAAAUGCUGACAGCCAAGCGCUUGCGAUCUUAUUAGCGGCGGUUUAGUGUGAGGUUUUGAACUGAUUUUCACGUCAAAUGGCCAUUAUUUUUCAACUUUCUCUUAUACUACUACUACUACUACUCAAGCCCAUCCCGAUUCAAUUACUUUUACAUGGUUUGAUUUUCGUUUCACUGCGUUAUGGAAUACUUUUCGUUUUUAUCUCUUAUGCUAUUAUUAAUUAUUCUGUUUCUGAACUCACGAGCCCAUGGAUUGGACGUUUUCUCGUUAUUAUCAUCCCUCUCACUAGAGUAGAGGAAUUUUCAUCCUUAGCACAAUGAUUGUUAUUUGCUUAGCUUUUUCCUUUGUAGUUUUUUUUAAUUCAUCAUCCUUUUUUCAUUAUUUUGAUCUGCAAGCAGCGUGAAGUGUUCUUCGCACUACUUCGCUCACAAUUUUUUGACUGCUAGGUGUAUAAAGUCUGUGGCGCUCCCUUCCCUUUUUUUCUUUCUUUGCCAACAUAACUAACAUUAUUGCUGCUGUUCUUGCAAAGUUUUAUCAGUCAGUGCUGCUCUUUUUGUUGUCAUUUUUUUGGAGGCGGACAUUAAGAACAGCAGCAAUAGCAAUGGAGCAAUCGUACAAAAAAGGGUGGGGACUCAAAUAUUACUAUUUAAAAAUGGGGGUGUUUUCUUUUUUGUGUUUAUCUGUUUUAUGUUGCAUCCCACUAAAGAAAAACUUGCUUCGUAAGAAUCAACUUCACGUUAAAUAUUGCAUGUAAACACAUCCCACAUGAUGCAGAAGAGUGGUGGGUACACUACUGUAGCGCAUACCCCGAAAUGAAUGAGGGUUUUUUUCUGUUUAUUUGGUUUAACUGUUUUAACUUUGUUUAAACAUAAUUCAAUGCAUGUUUCUUUGUUAACUGUUGCAAGACGCCUGAAAAGAGAUUCUCGCUGCUAUACUUUUUCGAAGUGAAGCGACAGUACCACCUUGAAAACAGUACUUUAUACACCGUAAUCGUAAUUAAACAACCUUCUUAUUCGUUUGAUUCCUUCUUUUUUUUUGUUAGUUAGUUUGUUUAAUUGCAUAUAAAUUUAGUGAAUUUGUGCACUUAGCAGGAUACACAAAAACAAAAGUAUCGUUUUAAGUUCGUUGAUGAAAUUGAGGAAAAGGUAGAUUUUCCCCCUACAAUAUGUAAUUGUACUUUGGGUUUGAAUAUUGCUCCCAUUAUCUUUUUAUGUUCCUUUUUGAUUUGUUAAUCUUAAUUUUCGUUUUUUUUUUUUGCUUUAUUUCUACAAUGUAUAAGUUAUACAGCAAUUGGCUUUGAUCAGUUCAAAAAAAGAAAUGAAAUACGCGCAUUUGUUACACAGUGCAGCAGUUAGUUCAGGAAACUUGCGUACGCAACCCAGGUGUGUGUGUGUGUAUGUCAUCUCCCGUUUAAAAUGUAGAAGAAGAAACAAAAAAACAGCUCAGCGAACUUAAAGCAAACGCUCAUAGCUCUUAAGUAUGUUUGGUUUGUAGAAACCUUUUCUGUUUUCCUUCGAAAAUGUUCAGAUCGGUAUCAAGCACCUGGAAAGAGCGAGCUAGGUAAUGAUAGGCAAUUGAAGAGCGAGAUAGAGAGAGGAAAAUCGUGUUUCAUUCACCGGGAAGUUAGCUGUGUUUGAUGUAUCAAGAAGUAUCAGCGCGUUUGUGUCGAUGUGUAAAACCCCGUACUUAUCUCGCACCUUGCUUGUCGUCAAUGUCAAUGGUAGUGUGCCGGAAGCGGGGCACGCACACACAAGAACAAGGUGCACCCGUUCCGAGGGUACAACCAUGGAAAAACCAAAUCAAACCGCGCGUGUAUAGGGAGAAAAACAGGAAAGGGACGCGCACUGGGCUGGGUACAUUCUCUGUGCUCACGUCAAUUGUGUUUUGGCGUAUUACAUGUAUAACUGUUUAUGUACAAUCGAAUUAAAUGUCAUUUAUUCAUUCAGCAGUUCCGUUUUUUUUUGUGGCCGCGUGGGGCAACAGCAACAGCUGUGUACAUUGCAAGCCUGCAAGAUCGAUCACAGCCGGACGGGCGGUGUGUGUGUGUAUCGGGGCUGCUGCACCAAUGCGAAAAACCCUUGGCACGCGCGCGCGCUCUCUGUUGGUGGACACACAUGCUUGAUAAUGAUUAUAAUUUCAAAUUACAGGCGUAAUUAGAUAAAUUGAUAGGGAAGUUCGCUUCGGUUCGAUUUGUGUGAGGAAAGGACGAACGGGGAAUGGGAGGGUCAGAUAACCACAAAUGACAUCCCGGCCCAUGGUCGACCACCUGGACGCUGCUGCCACAUUGGUAUUAAUCAGCUAGCGGCGGCGGCAGCCUACGGUUUUAGCUCAUAUUUCAAAACUCCCUUUCGCGCUGCCGACCACGGUGGCGCGGGCGUUGGUUUGUGGCAUUGGUUCCGGUGAAAGAAGCACACACACAACCACACACCUGACCUGACCCCCUACCAAGUGGGUGGUGGGUGGAAGCGUUUGAAUUUGUAUGGCGGCUCCCGUGUGCACACAACUAGUUUAUGUGGCACGUCAUUUGAUCUCUGAUCUAUAAUCAUUUGCCAGAAGGAUAUCCAUAUUCAUUGGCUUUCCUCUCCCCCCCCCCCAUUCCCUGCCAUCGUAGCCCUAGUGAGCUACAAAAGGACGGCGGAGGACAGGUGUGAGGUUUGCGGCCGUUUGCGGGGCAAAUCCGGAACGAAAUACAUCCGGUGGCGAAAUACUCUCUCUCUCUCUCUGCAAUUAGUUCGCGUUGGGUGUCAAGCCACCACCGGUGUGGUUUGACGGUGUGUGUGUGUGUGUGUGGGUGGCAGAUUGAGAGAAAGGGAUCGCACACACACACACAUCCGGUUGGCGGAUCAAUUUUCAUUAGCGUGGAAUUAGCGCAAUAUGAGUAAUGGCAACACACACACACACCCGGCUACCCGGUUGGUGUGGUUUUGUUUUGUUUGGAGGCACUCAGUGUGUUUGUGUGUGUAUAUGUUUGACCGGUGCCCAGUGUUAAUAUCGUGGUUUUACUUCCCUCUGUGCGAGAGAGAGAGAGAGAGAGGAAGCAGUAUCCUUGGUUGCGCUUGGUCACUGCAUCCAUCUUGAACAGGUGCCAAGGCAAGAAGGCAAGCGGUUUCAGAGGAAAUUUAACAAGCGUGUUGAGGUCAGAUCUGGUUGACAAUGAGACACGUGUGUACCGUGGAAAACAAUGCGCCAAUGAGAAGCGGCAGGUAGAAGAGAAGAUGGAGGUCAGUUACACACGGUGCACAUAUGCCCAGUACCUCCGACGACAACCGCCAAUAUUGUGUGUCAUCAAUAGGUGUAAUAAUGUUGGCAUUGAGGUGUGAAUGUGAGCGAAUGCGAUGGGGGUGGGUCGUGCCGUGUGCACCGUCCGAUAGUUACUUCUAAUUUAAACCCCAUUGAUUAUGAUUAAUUAUUUAAUUAUGUAAAUCCGACAAGGUGCGCUCACGGCCCGCGGUGUACGUGUAAGCCAACACUCUUGCAGUGUGCAGUGUGGAUAAGGAUAAGGUGUAGCAAGGUGAUGAUGAGUGUAUGCGAAUACUAACCUUCCAUCUGCACGAAGCGGCCCGCAAGCUUCCGGGGCAAGUUGCGGUUGAUUAGGUGUUAAGUUUUGGCAUCACAUUCAAUUAACCGCCCCAGCCCCAGGCCACAUGGGAGCAUGUCCUUGUGAAAUACUGGCGAAAAUUUGAUCCCAUUUGUGCUUCUAGUUGCCCUAAAUACGCGGACACAAAUUAGUGUCGCUUGUUUUCGGGUAUAGAUCGAUCGUUCUUUCCUUCUUUGUUGAUUGGGUCAUGUCCGUUUUUGUCACGAAAUGCUCUUUCAUUUCGAUUUUUUCAGAGAAUGCUCUUUAAAUUACGCCUUUUUAAGAACAGCCAAAUGCCGCGUCCGUCCGGUUUUGAUAAGUGUAGUGAUCGUGCUAUCCUUUUUGUGUGCGAAAACCGGUUUUAUUGGUUCACGGCUUGCAAGACACGUGGUCGUCCCUACAAAAAAUCCUCUUUUUCAACAAUUAUUAGCAAAAUAAAACGAAAGCAGUCUUGUGAUGUGAUCGGAGGGGGGAAAAGGUUAACAAACACAUUACUUUCCGCGUACGACGAACGUCUGUUUUUUGUAAAUGUUUAGAAAUUGUAGGAUAAAUUAAUUCGCGUAUCAAAGGGCCACACCAGCACAGAAGUACGGGGCGCCUCCAUCAAAAGAGCAAAAACGCACUAAGGCCCCAGAUAGAAGAGGAUGAGAGGUAGAGGUGAUGUGUAGAGUGUUUAAUUUCUGUUUCAUCGUCGCCAUUUUGUCACAAACUACAACCGUACAUUGCCAUCUUCAAUGCGCAAACGUCAUUUGUAUAAUGUACAGUGUAUAAAGUUGCAAAAAAAAUUAUACGCGAAAGGUAGAGUGCGCAGUGGAAUGUGCACCACCAGCACCAGCCACCACCACCACCAACAGCAAAAACACAAAGAAAACACGGCAAAAAAACCAAAUCUUGUUUGUAUAAUUAAUAACCAUUUUCGUUCGAUAAGUGGGGUUGGUUUCCCUUUUCCGCUUCUUAGUUAAGGGCCAAAAGCAUAAUUAAAUAGUAAUAAUUUUCUUCGCUCUUUGUCAGUUACUUAUGCUUUCUUUAAUUCUCUACUGAGCGUUUUGUUUUCACUUGUUCGUUUGUUUGCUCUUUUCUUUGUUGUGCUGUUUUUUUGUUUUGACUUUAUCUUUUCUUUUUGUUUUGUCGUUGCUUGAUUUUCUUCGUACUCAACGUUUCAUUUCUUAUUUUCUAUAUCUAUUAUACGAAGCAGUGCGAGCAGCGCGCGCAGAAGAGAGCCUGUGUGUAGUGUUUGUAGUAGUGUUUUAGUUUAGUUAGGUAGUUAGUAGUAGUGCUCCGGCAAAGAAGCAAACAAACAAACAGAAACGGCAGCGGCAAACAGCGGAACGAAACUCGUCGUUCAUCGUUGUGUGUGUGGCACUGGUAUUUGGUGCUUUGUAAUGUAUCUACGGACUAUAUUGUGUAGCUCGCGUCUGUGUGUGUGUGUGAAUGUUUGUGUGUGUGUGGUGUGUAUCACAACAGGAUGGGAUGUUUAAGGAUAGACAAUUACACAAACAAACAAAAAAGAAGAAAUCAUUAGUGUGAACGUGCAGACAGUGCAACAGUAGAUAAUAGAGCAAAGAAAGAGAGUUGCAAAAUAACGCAAAAGGAUUAAAAAAAAAACAAGUAAAACACACGCACCCUUGUUCAACAAAGAAAAGGGGAAAGAAAGCAAGCACACUGGAUGGUGAAUGUUAAAAGUACUAUUGUAAAAAAAAGCAAAGAUUUAAAAAUGUGUUAGUGGCUACCCUCUUUUGGUUUGUGUAAGAAGAGUCACGGUGUUUGUGUGUGUGAUUUGGUCCGAACUUUCACACACAAUCAGAUUGAUCGUGAUGAUGUAUAGAUAACGGAUAACUUUCAAAAGCGUGUUUCCCUCCUGCUGUGGAAAGCUUCAGAAAAACUGUACACUUACACCGAUAAGAAGAAGAAGAAGAAGAAGAAGAAUAAUAAAUAAAAAAAAACACAAAACAAACAAAAGCGGUGAAAGAGCGGUGUGUGGAAAAUACUAAAUGUGCCAGUUUAUAGGAAAAAUGUAAAAUGAAAAAACGAAAGGGAGGAGAGCAACCAAAAACAAACAAAAAAAUCGAAACCUAACAAGAGAAGAAAUGUGUUCGAAAUAAAACAGAAACAAACAAAAAACACUGAAACAAUGAUUUGAUGAAAUAGUAAAUAAGGAAGAAGUGUAGUAGUAAAAAGAAAACACACACACAACCACAUACACAACAAACAGAAAAGAUGUGAAAAAGUCUAUUAGUAAAAAAAAAAGAAAAGAAAACAAGUAGAGAGAGCCCAGCCGUAGGUGCGCGAAAUUCGGUUUAAAAAGAGAGAUAAAAAAAAACAGAGAGAAAAGAAGAAAAACUUAACUAUAUAUAUAUUAUAUACACUAGGUACUUAUAUAUGAAUAUAUAUAUUAUAUACAACAGAGGCGAGAAAAGAGGGCGGAGAAGAAGAAAAACUGUACACGAGAAGAAAGAGGAGUAAAGAAAAGAAGCGAAGAAGGGUCCCUAUUCCGGCUUUUGUUUCCUCCGUUAAUGUUGUGUCCCCUCUAUGGCAGCUCUCGGUCGGGUCGGGUGUAUUCCCGUUGUGUUUCCCCUCUUGGCAUUAAGAUUUCCUUACCUUACCUCUCGCUGGUCAGCAGUAAAGUCAGCAGCAGCAGCGCCAUUAGUUGAUUUGUUAUCACAAAUCAGUUGUCCCCACACAAAUAAUGCUUUCUUUAUUUGGUUGUUCCUUAAAAUAAGGGAAGAAAGAGAUAAAAAAAACAGUUCAAUAAUCCUGAAAAAAGCAAAGACACAACAUAACAAAAGCGAACAAUGUCUCAUCUCAUCAAUGCUGCGGCAACAAGGCGACUAUCACCGAGCAAAAUUCAGGAAACCAGGUUAACGUUCCUGAAGUUUUAUGUUGCGUUUUUUUGGGCUAUUUAUGGCCCCAAACGCUCCCUUUUGUGUCCUUUGGCAGCUAUUGUGAACUUUUCGAAAGCCCAAAUCCUUUGGGCCUCAAUUGCCUUCACCUUCUUAUCCUUAGUACAUCAGUUUGCUCAUCAUCAUGUGCCAACGGGGGGAAAACACUGGGAAAUAGUACCCCGCCUCCCUCCCCUCAAAACCUUCUAAUUUUCUUUAUCAUUCUCCCACCUCGAUAAAGAUGAUUCUUUGCUCCUUGCUUCUUCUACACACCAACACUUCAAAAAACUUUCUUUGUAUGGUUUACUACUAUUAUUUGAUUUUACUUUGAAAUUUGAUAAGAAUAAAACCGUUUCGUUUCUUCGGCAGAGAGCGAGAGAGAUGGAGGAAGAAACUCGUGAAAAAUCACAAAACUGAAAACAACUGACUGUGAAA